AAACGGUUAGGCUUACAUUCCCAAUCAUAACAACAAAACAAAAAUUAAGAAUCCAAAGAUUAAACCAAGAAAAACAAAGGGAUAUCGAUAUGAAAUUUCCAACACUGCUACUAAAACAUUGCCAUUUUAUCAUCCUUCGUUAGCAGCAAAUCAUAAAUAUAUAUACAUAUAUAUGUCAAUUUUUAUUCAUUCAAUCAUUAUCUAGUAGUUUAAAUCUAUUUUCUUCCUCAACCCCUCAUUGCAAAACCAAAUAGAACCUCAACAGUCAAAACGAAUUAGGCAUUGAAGACCGAUUAAGCUUCCAUGUUGAAAACCACCGGAGCCACGUUCCUAGCCAUAGCCACCUCUUUCUUUAUUCUCCUCUUUUCUCCCCCUCCAAAAUCAUAUUAUCACUCGCUGUUUAUAUCCAGUUCCCUGUCCGAUAAUGCCUCCAUAUCUCACCACCUCCGCACCCUCACCCGCCGCCCACAUGUUGCAGGCUCCCAAGCCAACGCUGAGGCUGCAUCCUAUGUUCUUUCAACACUCUCCGCCUGCAACAUCAAGGCACAUAUCGUCUCCUAUGAUGUUUUAUUAACCUACCCAGAUUCACGUUCCUUGACUCUGACACCUUCUCCUUCAGAACCGCCUAUAACUUUUGAUCUCAAGCAGGAAAUAUACGAGGGUGAUCCCUAUGCAGAUGUGGCUGAUGAAGUGCUGCCUACUAACCACGCAUAUGCCAAGUCUGGUUCGGUUGUCGGGCCAGUGGUUUAUGUGAACUAUGGGCGGGUGGAGGACUACGGGACAUUGAAAGAAAUGGGAGUGAACGUUACUGGUACUGUGGUUUUGGCGAGAUACGGAGAGAUUUAUAGGGGAGACAUUGUGAUGAAUGCGUUUGAAGCUGGUGCUAUUGGGGCACUGGUGUAUACUGAUAGGAAAGAUUAUGGAGGUGGGGGAGGUGAUGCAAAGUGGUUUCCCGAUGACAAAUGGAUGCCGCCGAGUGGGGUUCAGGUGGGAACAGUCUAUAAUGGGUCUGGUGACCCCACUACGCCUGGAUGGGCUAGCAGUGAAGGGUGUGAGAGGGUGUCAAUUGAGGAGGUGGAGAGCAGUGGAGAUGUUCCUUUAAUACCCUCGAUGCCGAUAUCAGGUGCGGAUGGUGAAACAAUCUUGAGGUUAAUUGGUGGACAAAUUGCAAAAGAUAAUUGGCAGGGAAGCAUAGAUGCCCCAACUUACAGAGUUGGACCAGGACCAGGAGUUGUGAAUCUCGAGUACAAUGGGAAACAAGUCAUAGCAACAAUUCAAAACGUCAUGGGUGUUAUUGAAGGAGUGGAGGAGCCCGAUCGGUUCGUCAUUCUGGGCAAUCAUCGUGAUGCAUGGACAUUUGGAGCUGUCGAUCCCAACAGUGGUACUGCAGCACUGCUAGAGGUUGCACAAAGACUCCAGAAACUACAAAGAAGUGGUUGGAAACCACGACGAACAAUUAUUUUGUGCAAUUGGGAUGCUGAGGAGUAUGGCUUGACAGGAUCGACAGAAUGGGUAGAAGAAAACAGAGACUUGUUGGCUUCAAGGGCGGUUGCAUACUUAAAUGUUGACUGCGCGGUAUCUGGAGCAGGAUUUCAUGCUUCUGGAACUCCACAACUUGAUGAUCUGCUCAAACAAGCUGCACAACAGGUUCAAGAUCCAGAUAACUCAUCACAAACAAUCUACGAACAAUGGAUUCAGUCCACUGAGUCUUCUCUGAUUGGACGAUUAGGAGGAGCAGGUUCUGAUUAUGCAGCUUUUCUGCAACAUAUUGGUGUUCCAGCAGCUGACAUGCGUUUCGGAGCAGGAUACCCAGUAUAUCACUCAAUGUAUGAUGACUACACCUGGAUGGAAAAUUUUGGGGACCCAAUGUUUCAUAGAAAUGUUGCAGUGGCUAGCGUUUGGGGUUUAGUUGCUCUUCGGCUGGCAGAUGAAGAGUUCUUGCCUUUUAAUUAUCACUCCUAUGCAUUGGAACUCCAGAAGCGUGCAGAAGACCUGGAAAAUGAGAUUUCAGAUAAGGGCAUAACCUUUUCUCCCUUGUUCAAGUCUAUCGAGGAGCUAUCAAAAGCAGCCAGAAAGAUAAAUAACCAGAAAAAGGAAAUAAAAGAAGCUAAAGGUUGGACAUCAAUGAGGAGAAACGACCAUGUCAAAGUACGUGAACUCAAUGAUAGACUAAUGAUGGCAGAACGGGCAUUUACGGACCGUGAUGGACUUCUUAGAAGGCCAUGGUACAAACACUUGAUUUAUGCACCAUCAAGGCACAAUGAUUAUGGAUCUACAUCCUUCCCAGGAAUAGAUGAUGCAAUUGAAAAUGCAAAGAAUCUGAACACUGCCGAAUCAUGGCAUGUGGUACAACAUGAAGUUUGGAGAGUUGCUAGAGCUGUCAAGCAUGCCUCCUUAGUCCUUGAUGGAAAACUCACAUGAAUUCUGCAAGAUGGACCUACCCUUGAGACAGCAAUAUACUUCAGUGAGAGUGAGGGACAUGAGAGAGAUCUAGAUUAUAGAAAAUUCACUUACUUCCUUGCCAGAUUACAUUAAAAUCAAUCAUCAGUACUGAGCCUUAUUUCAGGUAUUUCUAUGUCAGAAUUUCAUACUAUAGUCACAGCUUUCAUGAAGGGAACAACAAAAUGGGAAUAGCAUUGGCAUCGAGAAUUAAGGCAAAUAGACCAACUAAUGCAAAAAUCAAUAAGUUCAUUCAACCUGAUUUGGCAUUAGCGUUAUGUUCGUCUCAAA
Molecule: messenger RNA, 2730 nt
Organism: Gossypium raimondii (Peruvian cotton)
Lineage: Eukaryota; Viridiplantae; Streptophyta; Magnoliopsida; Malvales; Malvaceae
Product: probable glutamate carboxypeptidase LAMP1
Exons: 12
Coding region: 304-2421 (705 amino acids)
Molecular function (GO): carboxypeptidase activity
Source: RefSeq, a predicted model, not a curated record